Messenger RNA from Acanthoscelides obtectus, 1613 nucleotides. NCBI's taxonomy places the organism in Eukaryota, Metazoa, Arthropoda, Insecta, Coleoptera, Chrysomelidae. The record is from the annotation of a GenBank genome assembly.
UCCGAAGUCUUUCGGCGCAUACGCGAUACUCGCGGAUUCGUCUCACGGUGCUACCAGUACUACCUGAUGCGUUUUUGUUUUCCAAACUGUUGAGUGUACGGUUAUGUAACACAGGUGGUGUGCAGGAUGUCUUGCUAGUGAAUAUCAUGCGGUACUUCAUCAAAGCUGUGCCGGUGCCAAGUCGUUCUUUGGAUAUUUAUGACUUCCUUGAGAAUAUGGGUAGAGUAUAUGUUCGCAAAACCACCCGUGCUUCAUUUAGUGAAGAAGCAUUGGCAGAGGCUAUGCAAAAGGUAAUUUCAAGAGAAAUGGGCACAAAUGAAGCAAGUAGAGCGUAUGGGAUUUCAUCUCGUACUUUACGAAGGCAUUUGAUCGCCAAGUCUUCAAAAGUACGCUUAGGCCGUUGUCCAGAAAUAGGAAUAGAACACGAAAGAAGGCUGGUCUUACAUAUAAAGGCCCUUGAAAGAGUUGGCUUUGCACCAGAUGCUACUUCUGUUAAAAAAAUGGCAUUUUCAUUUGCAGAGAAGCUUCAUUUAAAUCACCGAUUUUCCAGAGAAGCCAAAUCAGCUGGGGAUGAUUGGUUUCAAGGGUUUUUGCGACGUAAUAGAGAGCUUAGUAUCAGAAAGUCAGAAGGGCUCUCACUAGCUAGGGCAACAGGAAUGAACAGAACAGAUGUUAGCAAUUUUUUUACUCUUUUGCGCGAUGUCAUCAUAAAAAAUAACUUGCUUAAUAAACCAGAUAAAAUAUUCAAUGUCGAUGAGACAGGCAUUCAGAUUAACAACAAGCCUGGGAAAGUAGUAGCAACUAAAGGGACAAAAGAUGUUUAUUCAUUGACAACAUCAGAAAGAGGAGAAAAUAUUUCCUUAGUUUCAUGCUGCAACGCAGAAGGUUACUUUUUGCCACCUGUUUUAAUAUUUAAAGGAAAGAACAAAAAAGAUGAAUUUUUGGAUGGUCUUCCUCCCGGAUCCGGGCCAAAUAAAGCUCAACCUUCUACUUCCUUCUCUCCUGGACAUACAAACAUGGGUGUUUCUGAUAUGUCUACCGAUUCUCAAACCUCCAACGAAGCCUCAGAAGUUUCAUUAAAUUUAGAAGAAAAAGAAACUCCUUCAAAAUUUUUAAGAGAAGAUAACCCAAUUCCUCUAAUACCUAAUACAAUUCCGAAAAGGAAACAACAUGCUUUAGAACUGACGUCUCCUGAAAAUCGGAGAAAAAAAAAACAAGCUCAAGAUAAAAAAGACAAACGAAAAAAGCCGAGCGAAAAUGAGAAAAAAAUUAGGAGGAAAGCCUGCGUUAAACAAGUUAAAAGAAAACAAAAUGUAUCAAGUUCGUCUUCGUCGGAAACUGAACCACAUUUUAGCUCCUCUGAAGACUUAUCUGAUGACACUGAUGAUUACUGCCUUGAAUGUCGCGAAUACUACUACACCACCAAAUCUAAGGUUGACUGGAUUCAAUGUGAAGCAUGUAGUAAAUGGUUACAUGAAACCUGCACGAACCACACAAACAUAAAUCAAGUCAUGUCAACAGAAAUCACAAUUGCGUCCAUGAAAUUACCUUGUGGCGGUUCUAAAGCACCUAUUUCAGAUCCAAACCAAACAUGUGAAAGUACGAUGCUGUAG